Molecule: messenger RNA, 689 nt
Organism: Cucurbita pepo subsp. pepo (vegetable marrow)
Lineage: Eukaryota; Viridiplantae; Streptophyta; Magnoliopsida; Cucurbitales; Cucurbitaceae
Source: RefSeq, a predicted model, not a curated record
AAAGUUUAUUUAUCACCUACUUUUGUCGUCGGUAGCAAGUUUAAUCACCUGUCGAACUGAUCAAAAGAUCUUAAUAUUGUCGAGGUAAAGAAAAUGCAGGGUGUGGGAAUAAACAAUUGAAGGUUUUGGCUUCUAAAAAGCUGAUGUAGAAAGUAGAAUAUCAUUAUAUGAUUUUGAAGGCUUGCCAUACCUUUCAUCGACUGGUUGGUAUAUGUGGCCUAUACGAAAGGAAACUUAAGGACUUAAAUCCGGCCAUCAGAAAUAUCACUUAUGACAUUGCGGAUCUCUACAAUUUUAUCGAUGGCCUCACUGAUAUGAGCGCACUAGUAUUCGAGCAUUCAAUUCAGGGAUAUUUGCCUUAUGAUCGGCAGUGGAUUAAACAAAAGAUCUUUCAACAUCUGAAGAAACUAGCACAUUGAGACAGUUAUAGACUACUGCAUUUGUUCUCAAUGACAUUCUAAACUUCUGCAUCAUAUGGAGUUAAAAAGGCACUUGUAUGAAGAGUAAAAAUUUAUCUCGUCUUAUCUGCCCUCGUUACGAUCCCGGGUUUGCUAUUACACGGGAAUCCAUACCUUCUAUGCAUGCAUCUGUAUCUAGAAAAUAUGUGUCCUGUUUUUCUCAUCUUUCACUGAAAGUAUCUGUUAUGAUCCAUGAGGUUGUUGGCUGUUGCAGGGUGCAAGUUUUUUUUA